Messenger RNA from Panthera uncia (snow leopard), 2617 nucleotides. RefSeq names its product plakophilin 1 (gene PKP1). The transcript is spliced from 14 exons. The coding region runs from base 244 to 2427 and encodes 727 amino acids. NCBI's taxonomy places the organism in Eukaryota, Metazoa, Chordata, Mammalia, Carnivora, Felidae. The record is from RefSeq and is a predicted model, not a curated record. Gene Ontology annotation, cellular component: nucleus; cytoplasm; adherens junction. Gene Ontology annotation, biological process: cell-cell adhesion; cell-cell junction assembly; intermediate filament bundle assembly. Gene Ontology annotation, molecular function: cadherin binding.
UGCAGGGCAGGGGUGGUAUAUCCAGUCUGACCGAGGGCGGGCCCCGCCAGUGCCAGCAGAGGGACGAGCCGGGGUGGAGGCGCCAGGAGCCGCCGCCGGGAGCCUCACGCGGACCUCUCACUCUAUGGCCCUCGGGAGCCGCUGAGCGCCAGCAGAGCCGCAGCCGCCCGCCCGCCCGCUCGCCCCGCCGCACCUCGCCGCCCCUCUCGGCUCUCGCACGCCCGGCCCGCGCCUCUCGCCGCCAUGAACCACUCGCCGCUCAAGACCGCCUUGGCCUACGAAUGCUUCCCCGACCAGGACAACUCGACGCUGGCUUUGCCGUCGGACCAAAAGAUGAAGACCGGCACGUCGGGCAGGCAGCGCGUGCAAGAGCAGGUGAUGAUGACCGUCAAGCGGCAGAAGUCCAAGUCUUCCCAGUCGUCCACCCUGAGCCACUCCAACCGAGGUUCCAUGUAUGAUGGCUUGGCCGACAAUUACAACAACUAUGGGACCACCAGCCGGAGCAGCUACUAUUCCAAGUUCCAGGCGGGGAAUGGCUCAUGGGGAUAUCCGAUCUACAACGGGACCCUCAAGCGGGAGAAUGACAACAGACGCUUCAGCUCCUACAGCCAGAUGGAGAACUGGGGCCGGCACUACCAACGGGGCAGCUGUAACGCAACGGGCGCCGGCAGCGACAUCUGCUUCAUGCAGAAAAUCAAGGCGAGCCGCAGCGAGCCCGACCUCUACUGUGACCCUCGGGGCACCCUGCGCAAGGGCACACUGAGCAACAAGGGCCAAAAGACCACCCAGAACCGCUAUAGCUUCUACAGCACCUGCAGUGGCCAGAAGGCAGUCAAGAAGUGCCCUGUGCGCCCGCCCUCCUGCACCUCCAAGCAGGACCCGGUGUACAUCCCACCCAUCUCCUGCAACAAGGACCUGUCCUUCGGUCACUCGAGGGCCAGCUCCAAGAUCUGCAGUGAGGAUAUUGAGUGCAGUGGGCUGACCAUCCCCAAGGCCGUGCAGUACCUGAGCUCCCAGGAUGAGAAGUACCAGGCCAUCGGGGCCUAUUACAUCCAGCACACCUGCUUCCAGGAUGAAUCGGCCAAGCAGCAGGUCUAUCAGUUGGGAGGCAUCUGCAAGCUGGUGGACCUCCUCCGGAGCCCCAACCAGAACGUCCAGCAGGCUGCGGCUGGGGCCCUGCGUAACCUGGUGUUCCGGAGCAUCACCAACAAGCUGGAGACCCGGAGGCAGAAUGGGAUCCGAGAGGCUGUCAACCUCCUGAGGAGAACCGGGAGCACUGAGAUCCAGAAACAACUGACUGGGCUGCUCUGGAACCUGUCUUCCACUGAUGAGCUGAAGGUGGAACUCAUCGCCGACGCCCUGCCUGUGCUGGCUGACCGGGUCAUCAUUCCCUUCUCCGGCUGGUGUGAUGGCAACAGCAAUAUGACCCGGGAAAUAGUGGACCCUGAGGUCUUCUUCAAUGCCACAGGCUGCUUAAGGAACCUGAGCUCUGCCGAUGCAGGCCGCCAGACCAUGCGAAACUACACGGGGCUCAUUGAUUCCCUUAUGGCCUAUGUCCAGAACUGCGUGGCCGCCAGCCGCUGUGAUGACAAGUCUGUGGAGAAUUGCAUGUGUAUCCUGCACAACCUCUCCUACCGCCUGGACGCCGAGGUGCCCACCCGCUACCGCCAGCUGGAGUACAACGCCCGCAAUGCCUACACGGAGAAGUCCUCCACCGGCUGCUUCAGCAACAAGAGCGAUAAGAUGAUGAACAACAACUACGACUGCCCCCUUCCGGAGGAAGAGACCAAUCCCAAGGGCAGCAGCUGGUUGUACCAUUCGGAUGCUAUCCGCACCUACCUGAACCUCAUGGGCAAGAGCAAGAAAGACGCCACCUUGGAGGCCUGCGCUGGUGCCCUGCAGAACUUGACCGCCAGCAAGGGGCUGAUGUCCAGUGGUAUGAGCCAGUUGAUUGGGCUCAAGGAAAAGGGCUUGCCCCAGAUUGCUCGCCUCCUGCAAUCUGGCAACUCUGAUGUGGUGCGGUCUGGAGCCUCCCUCCUGAGCAACAUGUCCCGCCACCCUGUGCUGCACAGAGUGAUGGGGAACCAAGUGUUCCCAGAGGUGACCAGGCUCCUCACCAGUCACACUGGGAACACCAGCAACUCGGAAGACAUCCUGUCUUCAGCCUGCUACACUGUGAGGAACCUGAUGGCCUCCCAGCCGCAGAUGGCCAAGCAGUACUUCUCCAGCAGCAUGGUCAACAACAUCAUCAACCUGUGCCGCAGCAGCACCUCGCCCAAGGCCGCAGAAGCUGCCCGCCUCCUCCUGUCUGACAUGUGGUCCAGCAAGGAGCUGCAGGGUGUCCUCAGACAGCAAGGUUUGGAUAGGAACAUGCUGGGAUCCUUAACUGGGCCAAACAGCUUCAGGAACUUCACCUCCCGAUUCUAAGAAGGGGCUGCUCAAGCAAGUACAGAUUGCAGAAAUGAUGUGACCCAGCUGAGAAGAACUCAGGCCUUGCUGGAGGGGUGACUCUGUCCACCCUGUGCAUUGUUUAGAAAGGUUCAAAUGCAAUUGAAAGCAAACCUGAAGGCUGUGGAUGAUGGAAAUAUUUUUAGAUUUUUUUUUUCCUUGGGGGAAC